UCCUCGGUGUCCAGCGAAAAAUCAGAAGUGAGUCAGGAAACGGAGACAAAAGCUUUCACGACUUCAGUAUCACAUGACCUGACAUUUGAGAUGACAAAACCAGGACAAAAAGCAAAGGGGUCAGGGUCUCUUUAAACACCAGCUGAACGUGAACAUAAACAAGAUGUUGUUGGRAAAAAAAAAAGUAAGGUUAUCGUGAUUGGCCAAAGCUGGAGCAGCUUGACAAGCUAAACCAAUCAGAAUCUAGGGCGGGCGCUUACUCAUACUUGAGCAAAACCGUAGCCAUCAGCGAAAUACAUUUCCCAUAAUGCACUUCUGUGGCUGAACGUCUCUCACGCACUUUCUAGAAAGUUGGCCAAUGUUUUUUUUUUCUACCCAACGACGUGAGGUUGACCCGGGCUUUUUUUUGCCAGCAGUUAACAAGACACGCGGACCAGGCAGAGGACUCGAGCCAUUUAUGCUUGAGUGUGGCAUAUUUUGUUAAUACGUCUAGAGCUCGUUUUAGCAUGCUAAUAGAAAACAUUGGAUACUGAAGGCAAGCUAGCUAAACAUCGACACCACAACAAAUAGCUAAAGGGGGCUGGGCACUUUACAGGCUGUAGGUAUCCAUGCAUCAUCCUGCUCUUUCAUCCAGUAACCUGGGCUUUCUGCCAGCCAUGAAUUCAUUUUCAAGCCCCACCACCAGCCUGCCUGAAUUUGACUUGGGUUCUCCAAGUACAGCUGAAAACCUGACAAACAAUAACAACAGCUGGGAGACAAGACGGCUCCGGAAGCACAGAAGACUAGAUGAUGAGGGUUGCAGUGCCAAAAAGAGGAGGUUAAUGCCUGAGGCUGAAUUGGACCUUUCAGAGAACAGCUGCCCUGCGUUGUCUGCACAGCAACCUGACGCAGAGAGUUCCUGCAUGGACAUAGAAUCAGCUCAGAGGAGACUGCAGGAGAUCGAAGAUAGAAUAACACUUGAAGAUGAUGACGACGAUGAGGAUCUUGAUGUAGAGCCAGCUGCAAGGCGGCCGGUGCUGGUGAUCUCAGACAGUCUGAAGGAGGGUCUGCAGUGUGGCAUCAGUGACAUCCUCCCUCAAACUGUGGCUCAGUCUGUGUAUGGGAUUCUUAUCCAGCUUUCAUUUCCUAGUAACUUGUGUCCUUGCAUGAAUAUUCAGAAAAGGAAAUCUCUCGUCAAAGAGGAGAGAGAAACACGAACUCUUAGAGAAUCACUGUGUUUGGGUUUCUGUUGUGGGCGGGACAAAAAGCUUUUGUUUUCAACAAAUUCUGAACCAACUUUUUAUCUAAACUUUCAGGAAUCACUCAGGCAUGGAGUUGGUGUUGUGGCGUCCUCCAGAAGAUCCUUUCUGUCAGCGACUGAGGGACUCGUUACAGAAACAGCGUAAACAGCAGACAGCGUGUCGGCAACCUCCGACCCCCUGCCCAUCUCCCAUCCCCCCACUCAGCCCCUCGAGUCCUCCUGCAGACACRAGCUCCCCUCUGUACAGUUUCCCUGCGGUCAACAGCUCAGCAGARGAGGACAUGGAAAUUUAACAACUGAAUGAGCUGUGCCAAAAGUCCAGACAACAGCUCAGGCUGACCAGAUCUGUCAGAAACGUUGGUCUCUUGUGGAUUUUGAGCAGCCGGUGCAAAUUUAGCACACAGUCGUAAGUUUGUCCACAGACAGCUGAGGUGUGUGAAGUGACCUAACUGAACAGUUUUAUUCACAUCUAAACAUCAGAGACAUUUUAUACCAGAUUUAACACUUAGAAAUGAAUCUGUAUAUACUUCAGGCUGGGAACAUGCUGAUGUAAUGUGAAUAUGCCUUGUGUGUUUGGUCAACCUCAGCACCUGGAUGUUUCAGUUCAGACCUUUGAGAGUUGUUAACAGAACACUAAACGCUGCUCAGAGGUUCUCAUCGUGACUUCCUGUUGUUUGGUGAUGGAAGUAUAAUCUCACUCUACUUCAGAUGUGUCAUCUGUGACCUAUGCUUGAAUAUAACUCAUAGAAUGUU
This is a messenger RNA of Austrofundulus limnaeus, 1993 nucleotides long. It is a transcript of the gene ccdc117, whose product is annotated as coiled-coil domain containing 117. NCBI's taxonomy places the organism in Eukaryota, Metazoa, Chordata, Actinopteri, Cyprinodontiformes, Rivulidae. The transcript is spliced from 6 exons. The record is from RefSeq and is a predicted model, not a curated record. The coding region runs from base 609 to 1385 and encodes 258 amino acids.